Entrophospora sp. SA101 is the source of this 858-nucleotide messenger RNA. Lineage: Eukaryota; Fungi; Glomeromycota; Glomeromycetes; Entrophosporales; Entrophosporaceae. The record is from the annotation of a GenBank genome assembly.
AUGAAAAAAACAAAAUAUUCAAUUUCUUCUUGGAAAAAAAAUGAACUUCAUCCCAGUAUUGCAGAUAACAAAGCCAUAGAUUGGAUUUUUAUGGUAGAUCUUUUAAACUUUUCAUUUUGGUCAGAACUUGAUAAAGAAAUUCAAAGUAACCCAAGUAGUGAAAGAUUUUCUAUUGAAUAUAACAAUAAUAGAUAUACUGGCUAUUGGUCUUUAUGUGCUGCAAUAAAUCGAGCUUUGGAGGACGAGAUUCCAAUAACAACUCCAUCAUUUUACAUGUCUGAGAAAAAGUUAACAGAUAAUGGUAUUCGGCACAUAUUUCGUUCAGCCACAAAAGAAGAGAUGCCUUUGCUUGAUGAACGUAUUCAUAGUAUUCGUGAAGCUGGCAAAGUUUUAGUUGAGAAAUUUGGUGGUAGUUUUGUCAAUUGUAUUACACGAGCCAAUAAAUCUGCAGCGAAUUUAUUAAAAAUCAUUACAGAAAACUUCAAUUCUUUUCGUGAUGAAAGCAAUUUUCAAGGGCGUAAAGUCUUCUUUUAUAAACGUGCACAAAUCUUAAUUGCUGAUAUAUGGGCUUGCUUUGAAGGAAAGGAACUUGGAGAAUUCCAUGAUAUUGAUAAAAUUACAAUAGUUCCACAGGCGCUUUACCAUUUAGGUGCAUUAUCUUAUUCGCCAAGUCUUCUUAAUCUCCUUGAAUCAUUCACACUAAUCCCUCAUGAUUCUCGUCCUGAAAUUGAAAUUAGAGAUAAUGAUGGCGAUAACGGUAGUAGUAGUAAUAGUUCUUCUUCCUCAGGUGGUAUAAAUGCAAUUAUUUUGGAUUACUUUAUAUGGGAUUUUGCUAGUCAAAAUAAACAUAAAUUAAGU